GCGGGGCCGGGGCCGGGAGGCUCUGGCUCCCCCGGCCCGACCAGCCUGAGCCUCUCCUCCCCUGCCUGACCUCCCCGCCUCUCACGAUGGCGGCUCCGGGGCUGCGGAGAAGGCCGCACCUCUGGCGGUUCCUGCUGGCGAUUGUGCUGGCCUUGAACUUGGCCGCUGUCCAGGCCCAACAGACGCCGCGCACCCCAGAGCGGGGGCCCCCGGUGCGGCUCUUUACAGAGGAGGAGCUGGCCCGCUACGGCGGGGAGGAGGAAGACCAGCCCAUUUACCUGGCAGUGAAAGGAGUAGUAUUUGAUGUCACUUCUGGAAAGGAGUUCUAUGGCAGGGGAGCGCCAUACAAUGCCCUGGUUGGGAAAGACUCCACAAGAGGGGUGGCCAAGAUGUCUUUGGAUCCUGCAGACCUCACACACGAUACUACUGGACUCACAGAAGAGGAGCUGAAGUCCCUGGAUGAUGUCUUUACUAACGUGUACAAAGCCAAAUAUCCUAUUGUUGGCUACACAGCACGUCGAAUCCUAAAUGAAGAUGGCAGUCCCAAUCGGAACUUCAAGCCCGAGGAUCAGCCCCAUUUUGACAUUAAGGAUGAGUUCUGACAGUCUGCUAGAACAGAUGACCUUGGGGAGAGGUCAACCACAGAGGGCAGGGGGCAAUUUUUGGCAUUCAAUGAGGAGUGAGUGGAAUAACUCAGAAGUACUCAAAGUGUCUCGGGCUGGAGUCUCUGAAUCAUUUUUUGAUAUGAAUAAAAUAAACUUUUACAAAGAA
Messenger RNA from Dromiciops gliroides (monito del monte), 771 nucleotides. It is a transcript of the gene NENF, whose product is annotated as neudesin neurotrophic factor. The transcript is spliced from 4 exons. The coding region runs from base 87 to 602 and encodes 171 amino acids. NCBI's taxonomy places the organism in Eukaryota, Metazoa, Chordata, Mammalia, Microbiotheria, Microbiotheriidae. The record is from RefSeq and is a predicted model, not a curated record. Gene Ontology annotation, cellular component: endomembrane system; membrane.